This is a messenger RNA of Salvia hispanica, 324 nucleotides long. The record is from RefSeq and is a predicted model, not a curated record. Lineage: Eukaryota; Viridiplantae; Streptophyta; Magnoliopsida; Lamiales; Lamiaceae.
AUGGCCAUUCGCCAGAUUCUAAGACGGUCUUUGUCCAAUGAAAGGAGGUCCGCUGAAGUUCCGAAAGGGCAUGUUGCCAUCUAUGUCGGUGAUAAUGAAAAGAAGCGCUUUGUGAUUCCAGUCGCAUACUUGAACCAUCCUUCGUUUCAAGAAUUGUUGUUUCAAGCUGAGGAAGAGUUUGGUUUCAAUCACCCGAUGGGCGGCCUCACCAUCCCUUGCAGCGAGGAUUUAUUUGUAGAUUUCAUCUCUGGGGAUGGUGAAGCCUACCGUAGGGUGAUAGAACCCGAAUUCUUUCUCAGCUUGAGACAGCAGUUCUUGAAAUGA